GGAACUGUCAGUUGGCUUUUUCGAUUCCGUUUCGUAAUCCGCGCGGAAGUGGCGGUGGCGUUUGUUGCUUCCGUCUCGCGUUCCGGCGUUGUCCGGAUGUUUAGUCACUCUCCGCUCGUUCCGUGUGUGCAUGUUUCUGUGUGCGUGUCCGUUCGGGCGUCAUUGUGUAUUGUUUUGCACGACAUUUUAUAGCGGGUAGCCCCCCGUAGGUCAUCUGCUGCAUAAGCCGCUGGUAAAUCAGCACAGUUCUUUCGAGGCGCCUGCGGUCCAUCAAUACAUUGUCGCGAAGGAAGUUGCGUGCCGAUAACACUUCCGCCAGGGAUCGACCAGACCAGCCACCAGGUACCACAGGGCACGAACAAAGAGCAUUCAGCAUUCACUAACGUCCUUCGUGACUCGUUCAAACACCGAUAUCUGAAAGCAACUGUUGAUCUUCGCUGACGGGCCGACAAGAUGUGGUGGAAAUUCAUCGUGGAAAUCACCAACGAGUACAAGAUCCUGCGGGGCAUGAUCUCGUACUCGGCGCUCUGGCCCCUCGGUUGCCUGAUCCAGCAGACGGUAAUCGAAGGCAAGCGGCUACACAACUACGACUGGUCGCGCUGCCUACGGUAUAGCCUGUACGGAACAUUCGUGUCCGCCCCGAUGCUGUACUCGUGGAUGCGCUGUGCCAACAUCAUGUGGCCCCGGACCGACUUUCGGUCGUCGCUGGCCAAGGCGUUCACCGAACAGGCCGCGUACGACCCGUUCGCCAUCGUGUUCUUCUUCUACGGCAUGAGCCUGCUGGAACGCAAGCCGCAGCAGGCGGCCCGCGACGAGGUGGUGGCCAAAUUCUGGGACACCUACAAGGUCGGGUUCUUCUACUGGCCCGUCGCCCAGACGUUCAACUUUUCGGUCAUCAAGCCCAAGAACCAGAUCGUCGUGGCUGGGUUAUUCAGUCUAAUCUGGACAACGUUUCUGGCGUUUGUCAAGACGAAGAAUAAGCCUCAAGCAGCGGUACAAUGAGCGGUACAAGCC
Molecule: messenger RNA, 1014 nt
Organism: Anopheles bellator
Lineage: Eukaryota; Metazoa; Arthropoda; Insecta; Diptera; Culicidae
Product: mpv17-like protein
Exons: 5
Coding region: 454-1002 (182 amino acids)
Cellular component (GO): cytoplasm; membrane
Source: RefSeq, a predicted model, not a curated record